Messenger RNA from Sclerotinia borealis F-4128, 1227 nucleotides. NCBI's taxonomy places the organism in Eukaryota, Fungi, Ascomycota, Leotiomycetes, Helotiales, Sclerotiniaceae. The record is from the annotation of a GenBank genome assembly.
AUGUCGGAUAAUAUUAGAGUUUCUUCAAGCUCCUUUUCUGGGCCACAAAACGAACAAAAUCAAACACAGAAUGGCGAAGCUCAACGUCCACAACGGAGUGUUCUAAGAAUUCGAUUAGGUAAUCGUGCUCGACGCGCCAGAUUUGAUUACGGGAAUAAUUUGGCCACCAUUACUCCCUCAUCAGCAAGCGUAGCUCAUACCCAGGUUAGCUUUCGACGAAACGCAGAACCACAAACACAGAAUGACGAAUUUCAAGGUUCUUCUUUGGCGGGAGAGCCUUUUCGAAUUGUUCGGUCGGAACUCCGCUCCCAACGUGUCAGAUUUGAUCUCGAGAAUCAGUUAAUCACCCCUUCUCGUCAAUCAUAUAUUGCACCUCGAGACUUGGGAAACUUUCGGCAAAACGAAGAACAGCUCACACAGAUCGACGAAGCUCAAGGAUCCUCCAUGUCACAAGAGCUUUCACAAGAAGUUCAGUCAGAACUGUCUGCCAGACGCCCCAGAUAUAGUCGCGAGAGUCGUCCAACCACCAUGAAUGACGAAACUCAAGGAUCUUUUAUGGCGCCGCGAGAACUUUCACAGGGAGUGCGAUCGGAGUCUUCUUCCCGACACGCAGAAUACAAUUACCAGGGUAAUUUGCCCUCCUUUCUCCGUCUCUCAUCAAAUGUGCAUCGAGACCCAGAAAAUAUUCGACGAACAAUACACACAGUCAGAAAUAGGUCUCAGGCAGAAUUCCCACUUUCUCCAGUGGGCCGUGUCAGACCGCGCAGAACAUUUGCAUCACAAACCGAAGAAACUGCGAGGCCUGCAGAACGAGUGAACCAGAUGUUGAACAAUGAAGAAGAAACUCGUCGCACGAUGACCGAAACUCGGGUUCGUCGCGAUUACUUUGCUUUUGAGCAGUCUGAACUUCAAAACCAACACAACAUCGAUAUCAGACAUGAAAUGAUCAAAAUAAUGCUUGUCCCAGCAUCUGCCGAAAAAUCGGACACCUGCCCCAUUUGCCAGGAGGAAUACGCUACAGCUUUGGAGGCUCCAGCUCCGAUCGAAGAAUUGCACCAGUGCCCACAUUGCCAAGAGCAGUAUAUCACAACCCCGGAUACUGGAGAUGCCCACGACGCAUGUGCAAUGCCAGGCUGCUCGCAUGUUUUCGGCAGAUGUUGUAUUACACGGUGGUUAAAGAACAAGAAUACCUGCCCUAUGUGCCGGGCUAAGGUCAGACUUCCAUAA